CAGUUAACUUGCCUGUAGACUUUGGCAGACGGUUAUGUAAACAAUAGUAAACAACAUUCCAACAACGUGUUGCCUCGUUUAGACGCCGCGGCUAAUAAAUAGCCUCACCUGAUCAAAGGUGAAAGUUCAACUAGCUAAAGUUUUUAAUUUUAACAAGGACACAAAAAUGGACCCACAACACCCCAUGGGACAGUAUGCCUACUCAUAUGGUAAUGUUUGGCCGGAGUAUCAGUGGUCUCCAGAACAGCUACCUGUGACCAGUCAUCAGCCUAGACAGGACGACUUGAAGUACCGUGUUCGAAUUAUUAACCAAAAGUUAAAGAAGGACUCGAUUGUAGUUGAUUGGCAUGGUAUCUCUAACAAGUUUUCAUCGAUACUUGAACUGAAACAAAAGCUUAUCAGUACUCUCAGUAAGUAUGUCCCUCCUGCAUCUGCAAUAGAUGAGUUUAAUGUUGGGUACUUCCAUGGACGUCCUCAAGUAAAGAGCUGGAUUUUAUCGGAAGAAGAUUUAAAAGCCAUGUACACAAAUGCUGGUGACAAAGAGAUCUUGCUGUGGUGUGAUGGACAAGUGCAGGUUACAUCAACUUUUGGUCGUAAGCGAAAACAAGACGAUGCUGAAACGGAGAGUGUGCCUAAACGUGCUGCUAGCAGUGCUUCUGGAGAAGAAGCAGAGCUUCAAGAACACGUUCAUGAAUUACAAAACAUUCAUGGAGACAAAUAUGGCUAUGGUGACUACAGAAUCUGGGCGAGAAUGAUUAAAAAUCAUCAAUGGAAAGACAAAGAUACUCCUCCAAAUAUCCCUAUGAUUAGAGGGAAAGUUUCUCGUAAAGGCAAACAUGAUGUAGUUGAUACUCUGGCUAAUGCUGCUGUUGCUAUCGUGAAAGCUUUAAGGCCAUCAUCUCCUGACGUAAACCCCAGUGUUACUGCUGCUGCAUCAUGUAGUACACUUGGGAUGUCACCUGGUAAAAAAGUACAGCUACGGUCCCAGUACCUCAAACAACUCAAGGAGAUUCAGAACCUUCGAGAUGAAAAUGUUCUAAGUAUUGAUGAGUUUCAAGCUGAAAAAUAUACUAUCUUAACGACAUUACGUGAACUUAAGUAAGGAAAUAUUAAUUAUGGAACACAAUAAAGACAUGUAUGACAUUAUAAUAAUAAUAAUGUGACAUUGUUUAAUAUCUGAUUGACUUGUUAAUUGUAAUAA
Messenger RNA from Halichondria panicea, 1201 nucleotides. RefSeq lists its product as uncharacterized. Bases 167 to 1102 code for a protein of 311 amino acids. The transcript is spliced from 2 exons. The record is from RefSeq and is a predicted model, not a curated record. Lineage: Eukaryota; Metazoa; Porifera; Demospongiae; Suberitida; Halichondriidae.